This is a messenger RNA of Xiphias gladius (swordfish), 1492 nucleotides long. RefSeq names its product tpd52 like 1 (gene tpd52l1). The transcript has 7 exons. Gene Ontology annotation, cellular component: cytoplasm. NCBI's taxonomy places the organism in Eukaryota, Metazoa, Chordata, Actinopteri, Istiophoriformes, Xiphiidae. The record is from RefSeq and is a predicted model, not a curated record. The coding region runs from base 88 to 759 and encodes 223 amino acids. Gene Ontology annotation, biological process: positive regulation of apoptotic signaling pathway; positive regulation of MAP kinase activity.
ACCCGAGUCAAAAUACGCCCUGACCCAGCGGCCGGUACCGUAUCUGUCUCACGAGGUCGUUUGGGGGACCUCACCUGGCUGCUGCUGAUGGAAACCAGACAACAAGAGCUGUACUCUAGUGUUCUGAGUGAAGCAGUGGUGGACUGGGGCAGUAUGGGUCCUGGAGAGGAAUGGGUUAACUCAGCCAGACGCGAGGGAAAGCAGGGCUUUCUGGACUCUGAGCCACUGAGAGAGGCUGAUGAAGAAUUGGUGUCAGAAGUCAACUUAAACAUCUCCGUCAUGACAGAGGAAGAGAGAGAGGAGAUUCAGCAAGAAUUGGCUAAACUGGAGGAGGAGAUCAGUACACUGAAGCAGGUUUUGUCAUCCAAAGAGAAGCAGCACACAGAGCUCAAACAGAAACUGGGCAUCACUCCUCUGAGCGAGCUCAAAAACAACUUCAGCAGAGGCUGGCAUGACAUGCAGAGCUCCACGGCCUACAAGAAGACAUCAGAGACGCUUUCCACAGCAGGACAGAAAACCUCAGCAGCCUUCAGCACCCUCGGCACCGCCAUCACCAGGACGUUCGGAGACAUGAGAAAUUCUCCCAGCUUCAAGUCUUUCGAGGAAAAAGUUGAGAAUACAGUGUCGACCAUCAAGACAAAGGUCGGUGGUACGGGGCCCGGAGGCAGCUUUGAAGAAGUCCUCUCAUCCACAGCAAAUGCCAGUUCUCAGGACACGCCCACUAACAACCUGACGGACAGCUCUGAGAGGCCAUGUUAGAGCUGCGUCCAAACCAGGGGGCAGUACUAAAACCAGGAACUUUAUUACUGCAGUAACACAGCACUUUGUCACAUAUCUACCCAAAGCUAUGACUGAAAUUUUACUUUUUAUUUGGUCAAAAGUGUUAAGAUGCGUUUGCAAACAGUCCCAUAUAUGUUAUAAGGUCUCCUCACACUUGGAUGGAAUUCCCUGCAACCCUAAAAGCUUAGACUCAAUAGAAAAUUAACCCCAUAUCACGUCUUGACCUGGUUUAGAGCUGGUUGAUCUCUGUGGCUGAAGGGCUCUUGUCAUACUUCAGUGUGGUCGAUUUUUUUCAGCAAAGACAAACAUUACCUUGCCUCCCAUGUUGCCUCCAAACCACGUUAAAGCAUAGAUGUCGGUCAGAUGAGCUUGACGGGGGAAACGCAGCUAAGCCUUAGUUAAAAAAGAUAAUGAAAUGGAAAGAGGAUGAACAGAUUCCAAGUCAGCCCCAGGAGGCAGAAAGAACCAAAACCCAGUGGUUCUGGUCUGUAUUUAUUCUGACACUUAAGUGGAGUGUCUCACGGUUUGGCUCAUGUAGUUACCCUGUCAUCACAAGGGAAAAAUUCCACUGUCAGAUCAAAGCUGGAACCCCUCAGACUCAAAACAAGAUGUUGUUAGUUCCUUGGUUUGAUAUGUCAGUUCAACAUAAAUGGAAACAGUCGUGCUGGACUUGGUAGAUGUUCGGCACAUUUGAAAGUACUGCUUGAAUCCA